Messenger RNA from Pieris macdunnoughi, 1047 nucleotides. The record is from the annotation of a GenBank genome assembly. Lineage: Eukaryota; Metazoa; Arthropoda; Insecta; Lepidoptera; Pieridae.
AUGUGGAAAUAUGUAACGCGUCGUUUGAGGGACACAAUUGAAAAAAGUGCUAAUCAUUUUGAUAAACGAAGUUCUGCUUUUAUUAACACUCCGAAUGAGUUUUGUGACGAGAAUAAUAAAAAGUACAGUUCCCCAUGCUGUUGGUUUAACCCGCGUAAAUGUUGGAGUUCCUAUCAAAAUGAUGAUGCCAAAAGUAAAAAGUGGAAUUUCGACCACUUAAACCGCACUUGGAUAGGUGCCAUUACAUGGAGCAGUGCUUUGGUAUUCGGUUGGUAUGCUGGGCAAUUAAUCCACCUCAACAUUAAGAAUCAAGUUGCUAAUAAAAAGUAUCAACACUCAAGUAUUAAUUCACUUCUUGCAUCUCUACAGCAUCUUAGACAUGCACAAAAUGCUAAUAAAUUAGACACCAUCUAUGAGAUAGCUGGCGAUAAUACAGUGGCACCUGUUCUUCAUUUGAUAUCAAAUGAUCCUAAAGGAGAAAACAAACCCAAUAGUGAUAAAAGUUCUGAUAGCUCUAGUGACGAUCUAGGUGAAGUUCUGAAUUCCAUUGAGAACAAAUUGGGCUUAGCAGCUAUUGAGAAUGGACAACAUAAAGAUGGUUUGAACUUGUUAAGGUCAGCUGCCAAUAGAAAUCAUCCUCCAGCCCUCUAUAAUCUGGGCUUGUGCUACGAGAUGGGAUUAGGAGUCAAAGUUGAUGAGAAAGUUGCAAUGGAACUAUAUAGAUCUGCAGCCGCACUUCAUCAUCCUGGUGCUCUAUAUAAUCUUGGCAUCUAUUAUGGACAAGGCCGUGGAGGUCUAACAAAAGAUGUUCAUACUGCAACACGGCUUUUACGGCUAGCUGCUGUACAAGGUCAACAAGAUGCAAUAACAGCUUUGAACACGCUAGAUGUUGACAUUAAGGAACCAUCAUCCCCACAAGAAAGGGGUUGUUGGACAAAGCAGUACAGUCCGUUGAUGGAAAAUGGAAUAAUCCCGACUUAUUCUUCACUUUUUGUUGACAAUGUAACACCUAUGACAAGUUACAAUUAUGAACCUAUUGUUUACUGA